AAAAAUAUGACAAAUUGUCUCUGCCUCAGUAACCAGUCAUAGACCAGUGAAUAAUUUCUGUCAGUUUUCUUUUCCGGUUUACCUGUGGAGUACGCGAGACGUCUGCCACAGGCACCUGUCCAAGAUGGGCGCGUACAGAUAUAUUCAGGAGUUAUACAGAAAAAAGUUGAGCGAUGUUAUGCGUUUCCUCUUGCGUGUCAGAGUAUGGCAGUACCGCCAGUUGACUCGUAUGCAUCGCGCCCCUAGGCCUACCAGGCCCGACAAGGCUAGGAGACUGGGUUACCGUGCCAAGCAAGGUUUCGUUAUCUUCAGAAUCCGCGUGCGCCGUGGUGGCCGCAAGCGCCCCGUGCCCAAGGGUGCCACUUAUGGUAAACCCAAGAGUCAGGGUGUUAACCAGCUGAAACCCACACGCAACCUGCAGUCUAUUGCCGAGGAGCGUGUCGGUCGCCGUUGCGGUGGUCUGCGUGUUCUUAACUCAUACUGGGUGGCUCAAGAUUCAUCAUACAAAUACUUCGAAGUCAUCUUGGUUGACCCCUCACACAAGGCGAUCCGCAGGGACCCCAAGAUCAACUGGAUAGUAAAUGCUGUCCACAAGCACCGCGAGAUGCGUGGUCUUACCUCCGCUGGCCGCAGUUCCCGUGGUCUCGGCAAAGGUCACAGAUUCUCACAGACCAAGGGAGGCUCCCGCCGCGCCGCCUGGAUCCGCCGCAACACGUUGCAGCUCCACCGCAAGCGAUAAAUGUUGCAUUGGACGUGCCAUUGACUUUCUAUUUGAUUUUUUUUAUUCUCAUAUGGAAAGCCAGUGUCAAAUAAAAUUUUACUUUACAAUUUUGAUUGUUUUUUACUUAUCUACACUUUCUUCAAACCACCACUCAGUCUAUUAACUGACCAAGACUCGACGAGCCUUAGUUGGAACUUCAAAACAGUCACCCCUGUUUUGCAGCCAUCAUCGCGUAAAGCACAAGGUCUCGCGCACAAGCAUUCCUUAGGAUGGAUGUAGCUGCUUAAUAUAUUAUACAAAAAUAUGUAACUGGACUUCAUUUAAUAAAAUUAAACAUUUUAAAAAU
This is a messenger RNA of Spodoptera exigua (beet armyworm), 1067 nucleotides long. The record is from the annotation of a GenBank genome assembly. NCBI's taxonomy places the organism in Eukaryota, Metazoa, Arthropoda, Insecta, Lepidoptera, Noctuidae.